This is a messenger RNA of Lodderomyces oxycetoniae, 1737 nucleotides long. RefSeq lists its product as uncharacterized. Gene Ontology annotation, cellular component: cytosol. The record is from RefSeq and is a predicted model, not a curated record. The transcript has a single exon. NCBI's taxonomy places the organism in Eukaryota, Fungi, Ascomycota, Pichiomycetes, Serinales, Debaryomycetaceae. Bases 1 to 1737 code for a protein of 578 amino acids.
AUGAACGGACGUAAUGUGAAUCAAGCAAAUGGUGGUAAUGUAUAUGCACUCAACAACUCGAGCCAGAGCCAAUCUCAAAUCCGACGACUAAAUUUCAACAACAUCAAACAUUUGUAUCCCGAGCAUCAAGCGAACUUAAGUCAUAGCGAAAACAAUAGUUACGAGAGCCUAGUAUCACCAUAUCGUCUUCCAAGUAUGUCUGUUGAUUCAAUCCCUUACGAUUCCAGUGCCGAUGAGAGUAUACCCUUGAGUCUUACGGCACAAGAGUUAACUUUACAAGAGAGCAAGACAUAUAUGAGAUGGUACAGUGAUAUCCUUGCUCGUACUAAUAAUCGCACCAUUUCCAUAAACGAUGUUUUCAACUUCCUUGUGAACUUUAAAAUAUUAGAGGAACGCAAAAACAAGAUAUAUCUGAUUUUUAGUAAGAUCAAGUCAAGUAUCAAUAUAGGGGAGUUUUUUGCAUUGUUAAGGGUGAUAAGUCACACUUUGAUGGGUGAAGAGCCAGUAAGACGAUUAAUCAAAGUCGUUGCUCCUGUACCAACUCCCCCGUCAAUCUUGUCAAAAAAGAGACAAAAUGAUGAAGAAGAAGAGAGUAGUGAGAAUACAGAUACGAAGGAGCAAGAGCAAGGUCUCAAGCCGAUGGCCCCCUUGGACAUAGAUAGUUUUACUCAAUUUUUAUUAACUGGAGAAAGACCCGAUACGAAUAAUAGCAUUGCCUCUCCAAAUAGCAAGAGAAAGGCGAAGAAAGUGAAAUUCUCGGAUCAAGUAGAUGUUCAUGAUUCUUCUGUUAUAAGUCCUAGUCCUUUGGAAUCUCCUCAGCUAACGUCAUCCAACCCAAUUGACUACUCACUACCUAUGGACCAAUUACUUGAAAGAAUGCAGCAAAAGAAACAAGAUGAGGAGGAAAAACAAGUGCUAAAAGAUAUGGAGUCACAGAUCAACCAUUUUCAAAAUUUACAUAGUGUUGAUACCGCAAGUGUUGGUGGCACUCCUGUUCCUGCAUCCUCUCACAACGAUAACAUGUUUCUUAAACCCAAUAUGACUGGCCCUGUACAAAUGUCUAGGAUGUUUGGAAGUAUGAGUGUAAGUCCUGAGCCUUUACUGGAAUCCCAGUUGACUCCGUUACGUCCGAAUGUGACAGGGCCUGCAGAUAUGGCACGAAUGUUUGCUCCUGAAUCAUUCCCACAGGAACUGCAACUGCAGUUUGGCUUUCAGCAGCAACAGCAGCAGCAACAACAACAACAGCAGCAGCAGCAACAACAACAGCAACAACAACAGCAACAACAACAGCAACAACAACAGCAACAACAACAGCAACAACAACAGCAACAACAACAGCAACAACAACAGCAACAACAACACCCAGGACAAGAGCAAACUCCACCCCAAGAUUUACCCAAAAUUUCCCUCCUGGCUUUUUCAUCUCAAAUGAGUGGUCAAACCAUGGAAAAUACCAUACAAAACCAACAACCACCGGUACCAAGACACAGGUCCUAUUCGUCACCUACACCGAAUAAGCCUGUACCCCCUCCUCCGCCACCAAGAAGAAGAAAUGUUCCAAGAAUACUGGGCUCACCUGCUCCACCUGCGCUACCUCCAAAAAUCCCAACUAAGGGCAAUAGCGGUGAAAGAAUGUAUUUGAAUUCAAAUGGUGAUUCCACUGCUAAUAUAUUAGAUGAUUUGAAAGCAUUGCAGGAGGAAGUUGAUAAGAUUCGAAACUUGACUGGAGGAUUCUAG